Messenger RNA from Necator americanus (New World hookworm), 2829 nucleotides. RefSeq lists its product as uncharacterized. Gene Ontology annotation, biological process: chromatin remodeling. The transcript is spliced from 2 exons. Gene Ontology annotation, molecular function: catalytic activity. Lineage: Eukaryota; Metazoa; Nematoda; Chromadorea; Rhabditida; Ancylostomatidae. Gene Ontology annotation, cellular component: nucleus. Bases 1 to 2829 code for a protein of 942 amino acids. The record is from RefSeq and is a predicted model, not a curated record.
AUGCGAGGGCUACCGGCUAGAGGACGAAGCCGGCCAAAGAAGUUAGUCCGCCAUCGCCAGCAACAUCCAGUGCGCUUGGCAACACUUAACGUUGGGACGCUUACUGGAAGAAGUCGUGAACUGGCAGACAGUCUCAGAAAACGCCGUAUUGACAUAUGUUGUGUACAGGAGACUCGCUGGAAAGGCUCCAAGGCAAGGGAAUUAGGCGAUGGCUACAAGCUGAUCUACCACGGCACAUCAAAUCGCAACGGCGUUGGUAUCAUAUUGAACGAGUCGUUUAGAAAUAGCGUCACAGCGGUGGAUCGACUAUCGGACCGCUUGAUGGCUGUAAAAGUAGAUACAGGAGAAGUGGAAUUGCGAGUCGUCUCUGCUUAUGCGCCACAGAUGGGCUGUAGUGAAGAAGAGAAGGCGUGCUUUUGGGAAGAUCUGGAGCAGUACGUCCAAUCCCUGGAAAGCGAAGAAGUACUAUUAAUCGGAGGAGACUUCAACGGACAUGUCGGUUCCCGGAAAGACGGAUUCGAGAGUUGUCAUGGUGGAUACGGCUAUGGAGCUCGUAACGACGACGGGUUGCGAAUCCUGGAGUAUGCUGUUGCAAGUGACUUGAUCGUUGCUAACACGCAGUAUCGGAAAAAAAAAUCGCAUUUGAUCACGUACACCAGCGGCGGUCGUGAAACACAAAUAGAUUUCUGGAUGUUACGCCGACUUCUGCAGGAUUCAAAAGUCAUCCCUACAGAUCAUGUCGCUGCCCAACACCAUCUGCUCGUUAUGGACUUGAAAAUCUCCCGUCCAAGGAAGAGACAUCCAAGGACUGAAACACAGCGCAUCAAAUGGUGGAAUCUGAAGGAUCGAAAGGAGGUAGUUUUCGCGUCCGUGGCUCCAUCUACACUUCCCCACCCUACUCGUAGUGUGGAGGAAAUGUGGUUGUCUACUUCCAGCGUUAUACGCUUGACCGCGGAAAACACUCUGGGAAAGACGACUCUAGGUAAGCCAAAGGUACAAAAGGCUACGUGGUUUUGGAACGAGGAAGUUCAGGCGGCAAUUCGUGAGAAGAAGUCCAACGGCGAAGAGGAGGCUAAGAAGGCAGUCUCCAAGGCGAAGUCGGACCGCUACAAGGCUGUGUACGACAUGCUUGAUACCAGAGAAGGCGAGCGGGCAGUGUAUCGUCUAGUCAGAGCACGUCAUCGCUCAACGUUGGAUAUGGAGCACACCAAGAUCGUUAAGGGAGCUGAUGGAGCCGUUCUGCGCCGCUCUGGUCAGAUCCUGGAGAGGUGGCGAGAGUACUACAAUCACUUGUGUAACGAAGAGUUCUGUCAUCCUCCCAUCCCAACCGUUCCCAGCGUCGAGGGUCCUGUUCUACCAAUUACUGCCGUCGAAGUCAGUGCUGCCCUCGCAAAAAUGAAGUCGAACAAGGCAACCGGUCCUGAUGACAUACCUGUUGAUAUCUGGAAGCUGCUAGGAGAUCGAGGGUCCAUGUGGCUCGCAAUUCUAUUUAACAAGAUCGUUGCAGAAGGACGGACUCCAGAAGUUUGGCAAACUUCCGUGACCGUGCCUGUCUGGAAAGGGAAAGGAGACAUUGCUGACUGCACCUCGUACAGGCCUAUACGACUGCUCUGCCAUACGAUGAAGAUUUUUGAGCGUGUCCUGGAAGCUCGUCUGAGGAAAAUUGUUAGCGUUUCACUCAACCAGUGCGGUUUUGUGAAGGACUGCAGCACUAUAGGUGCUAUCCAUGCUGUCCGAAUCCUCCUGGAGAAACAUCGAGAGAAGAACCGCAGUGUGCAUCUUGCUUUUCUCGAUCUCGAGAAAGCUUUCGACCGUGUCCCACAUGAGCUGUUAUGGAUGUCCAUGAGGUCGCAUAGAGUACCAGAAGAAUAUGUGAGGUGGACGAAGCUGCUUUAUGCGAAGCCUACCAGCGUUGUACGAUGUGCUGUUAGAACAAGCAGGCCAUUCCCUGUACGAGUAGGGGUUCAUCAGGGUUCAUCCCUCUCACCUCUGCUGUUCAUACUGUGCAUGGACACGAUAACGAAGGAAAUCCAGAAGCAGCAUCCGUGGACUCUACUCUUUGCCGACGAUGUCAUGCUCGCGUCGGAGUCUCGAGAUGAUCUUCAGAAACAAGUGCAGUCUUGGAAGGAUCAGCAAUAUGGAUUGCGCCUCAACACAUCAAAAACUGAGUACAUGGAGUGCGGACCAAGGAUAGAGGAUGGUUCAAUUCGUGUUGAUGGCACCGAAUUAAACAAGGUGAACUGCUUCAAGUACCUUGGAUCCAAAGUGACUUCCACAGGCGACAUUGAUCAAGAAGGUCGAGCACGUGUUAAUGCUGCAUGGAUGAAAUGGAAAAUGGCAACAGGGGUACUGUGCGAGAAGAAAGUCCCUGUUCGACUGAAGUCGAAGAUCUACAGGACGGUUGUGCGUCCUGUUGCCCUUUACGGAUGCGAGUGCUGGCCGACAACGAAAGCCUUGGAAAGAGUGCUGCACGCUAUGGAGAUGCGGAUGUUGAGGUGGACGAUAGGUGUGACGCUAAAAGAGAAAGUAUCCAGCGACACUGUGCGCUCCAUCUUCGGUGUCGUCCCGAUAACUGAGAAGAUGAAGGAGGCGCGACUGAGAUGGUUUGGUCACGUAUUGCGGCGGGAGGAAGAUUCUGUUGCCAAAACCGCUCUGAAGCUCGACGUUUCAGGAGUGAGGCCGCGCGGGAGGCCAAAGAUUCGCUGGUUAGACCGUGUGAAGCUGGAUAUGAUAGAUGCACGUUUGUGUACGGCUGAUGCAAUGGAUAGAACCAUAUGGAAGACAAGAAGCAGAAAAGCGGACCCUGCAACAACGCGGGACAAACGCUAG